GAUGGCUUAACCAAAACACCCUUAUUGGCUCUUUUAAGCCUACUGGUCAUAGUUCAAAGGCCAUGCAGUACAUUAUACAAAAAAUGGCAACUGUUCCGACCAGGGGUGGACUGACAACUCAUGGGCCCCCGGGCAAUAGGGGAUCAUGGGGCCCCUGUGUCCUUGCCCAAACUCAAAAAAGCUUUUUUGAGUUUGGGCAAGGACAUAAGGGCCCCAUGAUCCCCUAUUGCCCGGGGGCCCCAUGAGUUGUCAGUCCGCCCCUGGU
Staurois parvus is the source of this 265-nucleotide messenger RNA. Lineage: Eukaryota; Metazoa; Chordata; Amphibia; Anura; Ranidae. The record is from the annotation of a GenBank genome assembly.